AUGGAGAAUGACAACCCCACACAGUUGGUGACUCCUGCAUCAGUGAAGGCCAUCAUCUCAAGGAUUGAGGCUGCCCAGCUAACUCGGGCUCAGGAGGAUAUUUCCACUCAGCUUUCAGACAUAUUGGGCAAUGUCAGUUCUGUCAUCAACCACUUCCAGGAAGAAUUAGGAUAUGAUUUAAAAGAAAAGGUGAAAUUUCACCAGACAGAGCAAAAAGGCAAGAAGAGAUUCAUCUUGCUGAAGAAAAUUGCCUCCUUCUCCAAAGAUGCUAAGAUGAAAGAGAAGCACCUGCAUGAAAUCUUGUGCUGGUUGGGGGACUGGGGUGACAGCCUGAACUAUGAGGUCAAAAAGAGAAGUGAGGAGGAAGAGGAAGCCCUGGACGAAUGGAUCCAGGCGAUGGAGAAAGUGUUACCUCUGUCCCUCAUCUCUACCAAGGGAGGCAUCGAGUCCCUCAUUUCCCUUUGCUGUACUCUCAUUGAAGAACAAAAGAAAAAGGCACAAAGGCCCAUACACACCUUCUGGCAAGACUGGUUAGAGAAAAGCCCAGAAAAAUCUACACCUCACUCUCAGCCACUGAGUCCAGAACAGAUGCUCCAGGACAAGAACAUCACCUGCACAAAGGUGUCUGAGGUGAAGUCCAUGCUGCAGGAGCUCCUGGACUCUACUAUAUUCAGCAAGGGGCAGAUCAAGAUUAUCAAAUACAUGUCCACUGUGGUGGAAAACCUCAACAAGGCCUUGAUCCUCCAGCACAAAGAGAAUAGGAGCCUGGAGACCAAAUACAGGUACCUGCAGACAUUGAUGACCAAAGGGCUCAGCAGUCAGAGAAUACACUUCCAGAAAUCUAUUAAACUCCUUGAGAGCAAGAGGGAUGCUCUGCUAAAGCAGGUAGAGGCUCUAGGCAGAAAAUACCAUGACCUCCUCCUGAUAAAGCAUGCCCUAGAAUUCCAGCUGAAGCAGGCUCAGACUGCUAGAGGCCAAGCAGAAGACUUAGCCGAGGUUCCUGUUGAUUUCCCAGAGUUCCCUGAAGAAGGGGCCUUUCCAAAGGAGGGAAUAGUCAUGGGGGAAACCCAACAGGAGCCCAAGGAGGAGGAGCACUUAUUUUCAUUACUUUCCACAGCCUGGGAUAGUGGGGCUACACCUUCAACAAGGCCACUCUCCACCAUGCCCCUACAGUCAAGGAUUGCAGAUGUGUUUAGCAGCAAGGACACUGAAAGCCUUGUGCCUAUGCUGCCACUCUCAGAGGGUUACCAGUCUCCUACUGAAUGGGAAAGACAGGUGGCAGAAGGCUUAGGCCAUGAAGACCAAGACCAGGAAGACCACUUCCAGGAAAAAGAAGGAGUCCAAAUUAAAUUCUAUAUUAACAAGGUCCUGUCCCAACAGAGCUCUGAGAAGGUGCCCUUGGAGAACCAACUGGAGCAGGAGCAUGGGGAGGAGGAACUCAGCUGGGAAAGGCGGAGGCAGCAGUGGCUGCAGGAGGAGGAGAUGUGGCUGCAGCGGCAGAAGAAGUGGGCCCUGCUGGAGCAAGAGCAUGCGGAGAAGCUGCGGCAGUGGGAGAGGGAGGAGGCCAGCAGGUGGCAGCAGCAGCAGAGACUCACCCACCUCAAAGAGGAGCGACAGAGCCCAAGGAAGGGACCAGAGGAGCCAAGGGACAAUGGAGAGAGGCAGAUCUUCACCACCACCAGUCAGUGGAGAAACUUGGAGAAGGUGGAGCCAUUGCCAGUGCCUCCCCCAAGCCCAUCCCAGUCUGCUUGUCUAGCCAGGAAGCCAUGCUUGCCCAAGACCCCACGUACCCUGCAGCCGGCCCUGGGAAACCAGAGGGCCAUGAGUUCAGUUGAGUUCACCCAGACGCUGCGGGCUGGCCAGGUUCCCACCAAGCCCAAGAAAUCCUCUUUUCCCAUAACUGGGACAUCCAUUCGAAGGGUGACCCGGCCCUCUAUACAGAAAGUUCCUGUUGCCCCUAAGGAGAAGGAGUACCAUAUAGACAUGGAGUCCCAGAGGAAGAACCUGCAGCUCCUGAAAGGGGAGCUGGAGCUGGGGCUGCCACACACUCUCCGCAGCAAGGUCCUGGAGCUCAUCACCACCACCAUGGAGCUGGGCACCCUCAGGCUGCAGUGCCUGUGCCAGAAGUACAUCCUCUACAGACACUUCCAGAGUCUCCGACUAGAAGUGAUCAACCACAUACAAGUCAUGCAAGAAAUGGGGACUACCUACAAGGCCCAGAGCCUGUACAUCUUCCUGGAAAACAUUGAUCGCCAGCAGAAACUCAGUCUGCAGGCCUGGACAGACAAGCAGAAAGAUGUGGAGGUGAAGCGACGGGAGUGCCUGAGCAGCAUGGUGGCCGUGUUCCCCAAGCUCCAGCUGGAGUGGAAUGUUCAUCUGAACAUCCCUGUGGUCACCUUCCCGAAGCCAAGGAAAAACAAGUCAUCCCCAGUCUUCCGUCCCCAGCAUGUCCGCUACAGUGGCUCCACCUGCAAGCAGCCCUUCCUGUCCAAGCACCAAAAAUGCGUGCCCCUGCGGAUGGCCAGCCAAAAGGGGAAUCAGAUGGAGGCUGUUUGGAAGGCUGAUGUGGCCUCCUCUAGUCAUCCAAUAGAAAAGAAGACCCCUGCCAGCCUGCUCUGGGACCAAGUAGCGGGAUAUCCAGAUAUCCCCUGGCUCUUGGCAGUGGAUGAACAUUCUUCCUACCACAGAAGCUUGAUGCCCCACAAGGCCCAGGAAUUUAGUGCCUCAGUGACCAAAAGGAAGGAAUGCCAGGAACCCACAGAGGAGCUAGCUGAGCUUGUCUGCAAAAAAUCGAGCGAGUCACUCCCUGGAACCCUACAAAGCCAGAAGGCUCGAGACAGCUCCAGUCCUCAUUCCGUUCCUUAG
This is a messenger RNA of Castor canadensis (American beaver), 2865 nucleotides long. It is a transcript of the gene Fam186b, whose product is annotated as family with sequence similarity 186 member B. The record is from RefSeq and is a predicted model, not a curated record. NCBI's taxonomy places the organism in Eukaryota, Metazoa, Chordata, Mammalia, Rodentia, Castoridae.